UGUGUUAUUAUGCUAGCGUUGUGUCAUCAGUUAUCAACACAUCAGGAAUAAGGUGGAAACUGCAAAUGUCUGGGAAAAUAAGGGUACCAGACUUGUGCUAAUAUUCAUUUCGGUGUUAGUUUAAGACAAGUAGGUAAUAUUGUCUUUGUGAAGAGGCUGUUAUUAAGGUAACUUAACACGAUAGCAGGACUUGCAAAAGGACUCAAACUGCUAGCUAACGUUACGUUGAUCUUCUACAACUGGACUGUUAGCAAGCGGGCUAACUGGUUGAUUCCCUACUUCGGUCCUGACGGGACGGGAGAGAGAUGUCCUGCAGUUUAUUGGAGUUUUGUCGGCUCCAAGAGCUCAAGACGGUCAGGGACUACUUGUUCCAGAACCAGAAAACCGAGCCAUUGGAGGAGAAGAAUCAAACAGAAAAUGAACUGUCGUGGGAGGCCUCUGACUGGGAGUCAGCAUGGGAUAGUGGCGAAAACAAAGAGGAGGAAGCCACUUCUGCCACAAAGGUUGAGGAGGAGGAGACUACAGGGCAGAGGGAACCCUGGCUGCAGGACUGUGUAGUGUCCCUGUCGCCAUGCUCUGACCUAUUAGUUGUGGCCCGCCAACAGAAGGCUGUCUUUCUCUCAGCUAAGUGGCGUACAGAUGACAGCGGCAGAGAGGAGAUGACCCUGGCUGUGUCUUGGACCGGAACCCUCAGUACUGACGAAGGAGAGUGCGUGAGCAGCUCUAUCUGUAUACCACUGGCAAGCCAGAAGAGGAGCUCCACAGGGCGGCCCGAUUGGACAUGUGUAGUAGUGGGUUUCACUUCUGGCUAUGUCCGCUUCUACACAGAGAACGGGGUUCUCCUCCUGGCCCAGCUCCUACAUGAGGACCCUGUAUUGAGGCUCAAAUGUCGCACAUAUGAGAUCCCUCGUCAUCCUGGAGUAACCGAGCAGCAUGAAGAGUUAAGUAUCCUCUACCCUGCUGCUCUGGUCACUAUCGAUGGCUUCAGCCUCUUUCAAUCUCUGCGUGCCUGCAGGAACCAGGUGGCAAGAGCGGCAGCAGCAGGUAGCGAUGUGAUCCAGCCUCCUCCCCUGGCCUAUAAGAAGUGGGGUCUGCACGACAUGGAUACCAUUGUUGACCACUGUAGUGUGGGCAUUAUGACGCUGUGUGUGUUUGACCAGAUGAAAAAUGCAUCUGUCCUGGGGGGCUUUAAUGCUUCAGUUAAGGGCAACCCCCCUGCCAUGAGUCAGUAUGUCACUGUGGGAGGUGGGCCAUACACAGGCUUCUACUAUGCUGUAGAGGGUAGCACCCAGCCUCUCCUCUCUCACGUGGCUAUGGCUGUGGCCAGUAAACUCACCUCAGCCCUCUUCAGUGCCGCCAGUGGAUGGUUAGGUUGGAACAAGCACAAGAAUGAAGAAGAGGCUGUUCAGAAACAGAAGCCCAAGGUGGAGCCUGCAACGCCCUUGACCAUCAGAUACGGUCUCCCAGACUCUCGCCGCCACGGCGAGUCCAUCUGUCUGUCUCCCUGCAACACAUUGGCUGGAGUGACGGAUGACUUUGGUCGAGUCACACUGCUGGACUUGGCCAGGGGCAUUGCCAUCCGCAUGUGGAAAGGCUAUCGAGAUGCACAACUGGGCUGGCUGCAGGUUCCGGAGGAGCGAGUUGAUCGGGAGUUCUCCCCCUCUGCCCCCCUUCCAAGACGCCAUGCUUUGUUCCUGGUGAUCUACGCACCCCGCAGGGGAAUCCUGGAGGUGUGGGGGAUGCAGCAGGGUCCUCGAGUUGGAGCCUUCACUGUGGGCAAACACUGCAGGUUGCUGUAUGCUGGCUACCGUCUGAUGGGGGUGAACAGUGUGACCAGUAAGGGCUGGCAGCUCCACACCCAGCAGGUGUGUCUGCUGGAUCCCAUCACAGGAGCAUUGAGGACAGUGAACAUCCCCUUCCACCUGGCCCUCAGUGACAAGAAGAGCGAGCGAGCCAAAGAUUUGCACCUGUUAAAGAGACUGACUACUUUACUAAGAAGCAGAGGGGUGGAGCCUGAUAUUUUGGAGAGCGAAGCUAAAAGUGCGCUGCUAGAUAUUAAACACCCCGCCAUUAAGAAGCAGGCUUUGGAGUCGCUGCUGUCAAAUAAGAAUGCUCCAGUCUCAUGUCUUACUAACAUUACAUGCGCCCUACAUGACAUUCUGAAGCAACAAGACCCUGAGGCAGUGGAUAUAGAAUUACUGCAGCUCUGCUCUUCACAGCUGAAACUGCUUCAGCUCUACACUGACAUCCAGCACCUGCACUCCGCUGCAGACAUAGAGGCCUGCUCUAAAAAUCAGGACUCCCUCGAAGGCAUAGAGGAUGAAUUGUCUCGUGUUGGGCCUACCUUGCAACGCUACGCCCAACUCACUUCGAGACCCAGCGUUUCCUUCGCCCAGGACUCCCCUGACUCUCCCCUGCCUGUCCAAGCCUUUCUCUCUCAGAUAGAGUGCGCCGAGGACGGGGAGUUGAGGGUAAUCCGCGCCUCUGAAACUGAAUGGAAUCAGCUAGGGAACUUUAUGUUCUGGGGUUGUCUGUGUGGAAAGAGCCCACUCCAUAAAGUCUGUGACACCCUUCAGCAGGCUGGCAUCAGUCCACAGCAGCUACUGUCUCUUUUGCUAAGUGUGUGGAUGCAAAGAGAGAAAGGGGUGCUACAGAAAACAGAAGAAACUGUUAGAAAUCUACACACACUACUCAUCGCCCUCAGCAACAUGCCAGGUGCAGUUGAGGAAUCUUGGGACUCCCAGUCUAUCUCUCCCUGGUGGCAGCAAGUUCGUUCUACAUGCACCCAGUCCCACAAUGCUGCCGCUGCUCUGCUGGCAGCCUUCGUUGCUCACCGUGCUGCUAAGACUAGCAUCACAAGCCGAGCUGACAGCAAGCUGCAGUCUGAGUGGGAGGCGGUGUCCCUAGACCUGGAGCAGUGGAGUGUGUGUGUUCGCCAGCUAGAGGAUGUGCUGGUGCUGCAGACUUUGCUGUUGGUACCUCCUCCUCAGGGAGCAGCAGGAGGCGCUGCAGCACAGUGCUCCAUCAAAACGCUGCUGGAGGGAGGCACAGGUGGCAUUGCCGACAGUGUCUCCAAGUGGGUGUUCAGGCACAACUUGGCUCCUGAGCGACUGAAGGAAAUUCUCCAAAAGAUGGAAGACAAAGAGGCAGAUGAAAAACUAGAGCAGAAAGCUGGAAAAGAAGGGAAGGAACAGGAUGAGAAGAGCCAAGAGGACACAGACACGAUAGCAGAGCUGUUGAUGGCAGUGUGCCAGCGGUUCCCACACUCCCUCUCACCUGACUUGCUCUUUGCCCACUGCUGCUGGGAAUAUGUGGUGCAGUGGAACAAAGACUCAGAGGAGGGCCGAUACUUAUGGUGGGCUGUGGAACAUUUGAAGCUAGUCUCCAGUCCACAUAUCCAACUAGGUAUUUCUGCAAUGAUGUGGAGUACGUUCAUUGUCAAGCGUUUGUCAGCAGCAGCCUACCUCAUGGAGAAGGUGGGGAAAGCACCGAAAGAUCGCUUAUGUCGAAGGGAUAUUGGGAUGGGAGACAAAGCUGUGACGUCUUUCCUGGGCUGCUGUGUCCGGUUGCUGCAGAUCCUCAUGGAGGCGGACUCGGCGGUGGAGGAGGUUUCCGCUCCGGAGCUGUCCGUGGAGGAGGUGUGGUGCGGGGCGGAGGGCCCUGCCUCACUGCCUGAACUUGCCCUGGAGCAGAGGGGCGUCCACUACCCCCUGGUGCAGCACCACUGCCUGUUAGCCUCCCUGCAGCAUGCUGCUAUGACAUUCAGCUUGAAGCUCAAACCACUCAGCUUGUUUGACAGCAAGGGUAAGAAUGCUUUCUUCAGAGAUCUGACGACCAUCCAGUUGAUGCCCAGUGGAGACAUGGACCCAGGCCUGGUCUCGACACGACAAGAGUUCCUCCUCCGGGUGCUGACCAGCUGGGUGCAGGCUAUAGAUGAUCCUUCCAGCUCAGCCUCUGGCACCAGGCCCCCCCCUCUACCCUCUAGUGGACCCAAAGCUGACUGGUGGCCCUCGCUGUGUCUGGAGCUGGGCUCCCUGCUGCAGGUCAACCCCGACAUCCUGAGACGGCACCUCGUCUGCGAGCUCUACAACCAAGGCCUGGACCUCCGGGCUGAAGAGGUGAUGUUAGAGGUGGAAGAUAAGGAUGUGCUGGGCUCCCAGCUGCUGGUGCUGACUGGCCAGAGACUGAGUUACUUACUGCUCCACAGCCAGAGCCAGACGCAGGGAGCCAUGGAGCUGCUGGCCCGCCUGCCCCCCACACUCUGCACAUGGCUCAAGGCUAUGGACCCCAGUGAGCUGCGGUGCCCCCUGGUCCCCCUGCCCCAAACCAGCAGGCUGGUCGGUCGUCUGAUUGAAAUCCUGCCGGAGAACCACGCCCAGUACAGCCUGGGUCUGCACCUUCUGGAGGCGGUGGAGGCCCUCACCACUGAGGACUGACCCUGAGAGGGUGAGAGGGGUGGAGUCACCUCUGAAGGCAUGGCUGUAGUAGGCAGACGGAGAGAGAAGGAAGGAAACAAAAGAAGAAAGUUCUGCUGGAGACUUAAACCACUUCAGGAUUUGAAUUGUGGUGUCCAGAAGUGUAUUCACAUGCAGCGUAUGACAAGACAGUCAACAAAGAGAAAGAUGAUAAAUGGCCUUUUCACACUCUUUCGUCAUUGUCAUGGAGAUUUCGUAUUUUGUCAUUCAACAGAUGUUAAUAUAAUAUAAUACUAUAAAGUCCUCACAACUUAAUUGUAGAAAGCAGUGAUAUACAAAGUGGAUAUGAUAGGCUUUUAAAUUUUUAAUCCAUAUUUUCGUGCAUGUAACAUAAAUAAUGUUGAGUACUUGUGUUACUGAAGUAUUGUCUGGAGGAUAGGUUUAUGAGAUGGUUAUUAAGGAUUGGGGCAUGUUUUUUCUUUGUCACUCCACCUUCAUUUUCAAUCUGAUUAACCCUAAAAUUCAGAUGUCACUGUGUUGGUGUCCUAACAGUGUGCCAUAUCAGAGUUCGGUUUGACAUUUCACCUUCCUCUUUCCCUCUAAUAGACAAGACGUAUCAUUAAGAAAUAUGGACCUUAUUUUUUAUUUAUAAAUGCAGACAGUACUGUACUAGCUGUGCCUGUACACCUCCUAUUAUAUAGUCCGCCCAGCUGCUCCCACUGGGCUGACCCUUCGCAGAAUAAAGAGGUUUCUCAAAAGCG
Molecule: messenger RNA, 5176 nt
Organism: Perca flavescens (yellow perch)
Lineage: Eukaryota; Metazoa; Chordata; Actinopteri; Perciformes; Percidae
Gene: rab3gap2
Product: RAB3 GTPase activating protein subunit 2 (non-catalytic)
Exons: 35
Coding region: 306-4436 (1376 amino acids)
Biological process (GO): regulation of GTPase activity
Source: RefSeq, a predicted model, not a curated record